Eutrema salsugineum is the source of this 1752-nucleotide messenger RNA. Its product is annotated as solanesyl diphosphate synthase 1. Gene Ontology annotation, molecular function: prenyltransferase activity. The record is from RefSeq and is a predicted model, not a curated record. The transcript has 6 exons. Gene Ontology annotation, cellular component: chloroplast. The coding region runs from base 307 to 1566 and encodes 419 amino acids. Lineage: Eukaryota; Viridiplantae; Streptophyta; Magnoliopsida; Brassicales; Brassicaceae. Gene Ontology annotation, biological process: plastoquinone biosynthetic process; isoprenoid biosynthetic process.
CCUCCCAAAAUCCUCACACUUCCUCCUCCUCAUGUGGGCUUCUCUCGUCCACCCAAAAACAGCAAAUUGAAUAAUAAAAAAAAACCUCGAUCCGCUAAUUAAACACCCACUUGAAUAUAUUUAAUUCGUUUUUUUGGUUGUCGUAUUUUUUAUUCAUUGCAAACGCAAUCUCCCUGCGGAGAAAAGAAGUUAGCUUUUCGUUGCUUCCGCAUGUAACAUCUUCCAAUCUAUACAGACUCCUUCCAGUUUCAGAGAGCUUGAUAAUCCAAAGUCCUCAAAGCUUAUUGGAUUCUGGGUUUUGUGAGAAUGAUGACGUCAUGUCGGAAUAUAGACUUGGGUACGAGUGUGCUUGAUCUGAUCGCGUGCGGGUGUGGCCGUCGUCAGCUCCCGUUAGGCAAUUUCUCGAAGACGCUUUGUAAAGCAAGUAGCACGAGAAGCUAUGGCGGCGGGAAUCUGGUGUUCCUCCGGCGAGACAUAGGUGAGAGUUGCAAAGCUGUGCCGACAAAAUCCAAGGACAUCUCUUUGGUCAACGGUAUUGGUCAAGCUAAGACAGUGAGUUUCGAUUUGAGGCAAGAGUCAAAACAGCCCAUAUCGUUGGCAAAUCUGUUUGAGGUAGUAGCUGAUGAUCUGCAGACGUUGAAUGACAAUCUUUUGUCGACUGUUGGUGCAGAAAAUCCGGUUUUGAUAUCUGCGGCUGAGCAAAUUUUCGGAGCUGGUGGUAAAAGAAUGAGACCCGGUUUGGUAUUCCUUGUAUCACGCGCCACGGCAGAAUUAGCUGGCCUAAUGGAACUAACUACAGAACAUCGGCGUUUGGCUGAGAUCAUCGAGAUGAUUCACACUGCAAGCUUGAUACACGACGAUGUGUUAGAUGAGAGUGAUAUGCGAAGAGGGAAAGAAACAGUUCACGAGCUUUUUGGCACGAGAGUAGCUGUGUUAGCUGGUGAUUUCAUGUUUGCUCAAGCGUCAUGGUACUUGGCAAAUCUUGAGAACCUCGAAGUUAUCAAGCUUAUAAGUCAGGUGAUCAAAGACUUUGCAAGCGGAGAGAUAAAGCAAGCGUCCAGUCUAUUUGACUGCGACGUUACGCUCGACGACUAUUUACUCAAGAGUUACUACAAGACAGCCUCGUUGGUGGCUGCAAGCACCAAAGGAGCUGCCAUCUUCAGCAGAGUCGAGACUCAUGUGACAGAGCAAAUGUAUGAGUUUGGGAAGAAUCUCGGCCUCUCUUUUCAAGUAGUUGAUGACAUUUUGGACUUCACUCAGUCGACAGAGCAGCUGGGGAAGCCUGCAGGGAGUGAUUUGGCUAAAGGCAACUUAACCGCACCCGUGAUUUUUGCGCUGGAGAAGGAGCCAAGGCUGAGAGAGAUCAUUGAGUCUGAGUUUUGUGAGGAGGGUUCGCUGGAAGAAGCCAUUGAAGCAGUGAUAGAAGGCGAGGGGAUCAGGAGAGCACAAGAAUUGGCUAGGGAGAAAGCUGUUGACGCUUUGAAGAAUCUGCAGUGCCUGCCUCGAAGUGGCUUCAGGUCAGCUCUGGAAGAUAUGGUGUUGUACAAUCUCGAAAGAAUUGAUUAACUCUCCAAAAGAAGUUUUUGAAAGAUUGAGACACAUGCUUUUUAAGUACAGGAACUAUAGUAAAACAUACACACACAAGAGGAUUUGGCUGCACUACAGAGAUUGUGUUGUCAACAAUUGUAACGCGGUUAGUUCAUAUUUCAGAUAACACAUGAUUUCAGCUAAAUCAAAUCUUUUCAAGUCAGU